This is a messenger RNA of Chilo suppressalis (striped riceborer), 5563 nucleotides long. NCBI's taxonomy places the organism in Eukaryota, Metazoa, Arthropoda, Insecta, Lepidoptera, Crambidae. The record is from the annotation of a GenBank genome assembly.
GCUGUGUUGUGACUGUGUGCUGUACUGUCAAUGUCAAAAUCAGCUGGUUGGCUUCAUAUUCAUCGCGAGCGUUUUAUUUCCAUUUCUUUUUAAUUGGACCAAAGAUAUUUGAUGAUGGAGCAGUGGUUAUCAGAAGGUUUAUCACGAAUAUUAGACUUUGAAGUACCCGAAGAUUUAAUUAGAUAUAUACUUUCUAUUGCAAAUGAGGGUGAUUUAAAGGAAUAUUUAAAAACCUUGCUCGAUUUUGACAACCCUCAACACAAGAAUUUUGUCUUAGAACUAUCGAAACGUAAAUUUCCAUCCAAAGGUAAUGCUGCAGGUGUUCCCACACAAAAGCAGAAGAAGAAAAUAUCCAAAAGUAAGCAACAGAAACAAGACUUUGUGUCUGUAGAGGAGCCUCCUGCUCAGCCGCAAAAUGUUGAUUCAGAAACUAAGUCAAGGAAGAAGACUAAAUAUGUUAAUCUGUAUUCUCAAGAAGGAAAGAAUGCUCAGGUUGUUUUGUUAAAAGGACGGCACCAUUGCGACUGUCAGGCUUCCAAACAUGAGCUCAUCAAUAAUUGCUUGUAUUGUGGACGAGUUGUUUGCAAGCAAGAAGGGUCUGGGCCUUGUCUUUUCUGUGGAAAUUUGGUUUGCACUCCUGAAGAGCAAAAAGAACUCAAUGCUAAAACAAAAGCCAGUGCAAAGUUAAUGGAGUCCCUUAUGGAAAGGAGCAGACCAAAGGGCUGGGAAGCAGCAAUGUCACACAGAAACAGAUUGCUUGAAUUUGAUAGGACAAGCGAGAAACGCACCCGAGUGACGGACGACGAUAGCGACUAUUUUAACGCGGGCAGCGUGUGGUUGAGCUCAGCCGAGCGAGAGAAGUUGGAUAAAUAUCAACAAUCAUUGCACGAAAAGAAGCAUGCCUCACGACUCAGCAAAAAAAUGACAUUCGACUUCGCUGGUCGCCAAAUAGUGGAAGAUAACACAAUCGAUUAUGAAGUGGACGAGCAGCAGAUUGCUGACUUGACUCGUAGUGGCGGUGACUCGAAGUUCUUCAACCACGACUUGUUUAUUGGAGAAGCGGGCGACAGAGACGUAGCGCCCGGUGUCAAUGCUCAGCUAUUACAGUUCGACUCGUCAGUAGAAGGGUCUGGUUACUCGUCGGCACUAAGGUCGGGGUUGUCGGAAGGCGCAAGAGUUCAGGACGCACAACUGCAAGAGAUGUGCGAUACUGGUCGCUGUCUGUCGAUGCAUCAGCCAUGGGCCUCAUUACUCGUAGAUGGGAUCAAAUUGCACGAGGGUCGCACGUGGUACAGUUCUCAUCGUGGCCGGCUGUGGAUCGCGUCUACUGCUAAACCGCCCGAUCAGGCGAUAAUCAGUGCGUUAGAGAAUCAGUACAGGGUUUUGUACCCGGAUAAGCAACUGAAGUUCCCGACGUUCUAUCCCACCGGCUGCCUUCUUGGCUGCGUCACAGUGGAAGACUGUUUACCUCAAGAAGAAUAUCAAAAAAGAUAUCCAGAGGGAGAGAGUGAGAGCCCAUACGUAUUUAUCUGCUCUAAUCCUACCAGCUUAAGGCUCAGAUUCCCAAUCAAAGGUCAACAUAAAAUAUAUGCCCUGGAUAAAACUAUUCAUCAGGCCGCUAUUAAAUGCAUUCAAAAAAUGGGCAAAAUGCAAGCCGAAGUCAACGCUGGUUAAGAAAUAUCCUAUAAACAUGCAAUAUUUGUAUAUUUUUGUUAUGAUAAAUAAAGUAUUUAACGCCCAAUAAAUAGAAUUCUCAUUUGUUAAGGAAGUCAUUUAUUUACACAAUUAUCAACUAAGUUUAUAAAUACAUUUUUCAAUUAUUAUUUUUCACAUACACACGCAAGCAGUUUGUUCAUUCACACAUUAACAUAACCUUUAGUCUUGCACCGAUGCACACAACGUACCCAUAUAUAUCACUUUAUAAAAAUAUAAUGCAUUUAUCUCUUACGAACUAAAUUAAAAUGAGCACGUGACAACAAGUGUUGAAAAAUUAGCAGUCAUCAUAUACUUAGUACUAUAAAAUUAUUUUAAGUGUAAAUAAAUAAAUAUAAGACGUGGUUGGUUUUUCGACGGACAAUAAUUUUUAGCUUACAUAUUUUGCAUGAGAAUAUUAUCAUAACAUUAAGACACCGUGAUAUUUAAAGCCAUAUUUUCAACCGGCAACAAUGCAGUUAACAGGUAAAGUCUAACCUCUCGUUUCCACCAAGAAACAAGUCAUAUACUAGUUCUAAAACUUGUAGAAAGUUGUUGUGGCUGUUUGAAACAUUAUUUCGAUUACAGUGCAUAGACAAUUAGUAUCUUUCAAGCAUAAGUUACAUAUUUACUUCACAUCUUUUAUUUGUCCAACAAGUUAGAUGCAAGUGUUGUAAACUACAUGUUUUAUACAUGUUUAUAAGUGUGAACAACAAAUUACGUGUAUUAUACCUUGGUGUUAACGAGUUAAGGCAACAUACCUCCAUCUGUAUUGUUUUUUUUCUUUUGUUAUAUUAAAAAGCAUAUCUCAGAAUAAUUUAAAGAUAUUAGAAAAACGUAAAGAUACCUUACCCUUUGUGGAUACCGUCCGCACACCUUUCACCCAAAGAAGGUAUUUUUCUCUCCAUGCAUUGUUUCUCUUUAUAGAUAAGCCAAUAUAUUUAAGUAUUUUUAGACGUAGUAAUUAUUAAUACCAUUAAAAUUAACAAGUAACUAUUAUCCAUCGAAAAAAGUGUAAUAUUAAAUUAGAAACAGCCAGCUAGUACCACUUAUUGGAAGAUUCGUUACUUUGGCAGUAGAAAAUGAUUUGGUUUGCAAACUUAACUAUUACAAUAACUUUAGGAACGUUACGAUUCCUUCUUUUGGUUGAGUUGGGGGAAGAAUGCCUCUAUCGGCAGGAUGGGGUCGUCUGUGGCUAUCGUGAAGUAGUUUGGUAUCCUCCUGCUAUUCGAAGAAGAGACCGUUUUGAACAUCCCUGGCUUGUUGUAAUCCUUGCUAGCAGCGAGUGUAAGGUCCGAUACUCUUUUGGAAUGUUCAAACAAGUGCUCGAUCGGAUCUUGAUGAUGUUUUUUAUCAGCAAUCUUCAUUAUAGCGCUUUCUGAUCGCGUCCUUUCAGAUGUUAUAUCGUUCCUGUGAUCAUAGUGCACAGUCGUCUCAGUCACGCUUAUAUCUUGAACUGACUCUCCAAUUUCCGAGUCUUUGAUUUUCUUUCGCAGCGGUCUCUUACUGUGACUGGUCGUUGUUUCGGUCACGUCCUCUGUUGGCUUCGGUCUACGUAAGCCGUUGCGAACCCUCGAUGAUAUCUUUUGUGUGGUAUUUUCUGUAUAUUCCUCAGUCGUCUGCCUUUGUCUAUAUCUGUUAUGUGGGAUCUCUUUAUCUGAUUCCUCGUUUCUUUCCGCCUGUUUGUAUCUCGGUUCCUUGGGAGUGAACUUCUUUCUUUCCGUUGUGGUUUCAAUUUCGACGUCGCUGAUAGAACCUUUCUUUUGAUAUCUUAGUUUCGGUGUAGAUUCUGUGGACUUCUCUGUUGUACUCGUGGUGGAACUUAGGCGAUUUCUGUAAUCCUUGACGCUGAAUCGUGGACGAUUAAAUUUGUUUUUAAGUCUCGGUCUUUGUAUUUUGACACUGCUGCUGGUUGGUGUUUCUGUACGUGUUGUAGUAGGCGCUUCCGUGUUUUCGUAGCUAGCUCUGUUUGUUUCGGUUGUAGUUUCUAAUUUGGCCUCAAUUGGUUUCACAUCUUUAUGGAAUGCAAAAGAUUUUGCUGCUUCCUGCGUUGCUUUCAGGUUAUCACUUGCACUGACGGCUACGUCACUAGUAGGUGUAUCUUUUUCGUCCUGUUUAUGAGUGUAAUCUGGGGUUUCAUAGUUUGAACUAUAUUUUGAAUAUUGUGGACGGGUUGCAAUUUUCAUAAUGGGUGAUUCUUUGUUAGUAUCAUGAUCAUUAAGUGGUAUAGUUGUAGUUUCAACUUUAUCUGUCACUGUCGUUAAUGGACGGCGGAUAAGUUUUUUCUUUAUUAUAGUAGGUGCUGUUGGUGAAAUAGUUGGAACCACGCUUGUUGUCAAAUCUGUCGUGACACUAGGGGUCGUUAAAUGAGGAUAUGGCUUGGAGUGUGUCGGCCUUAUUCUAGGUCUAAUGGUGUGGAUUUCUUCAGUUUCGGUACUUGGUGGCUGUUCCGUUGUCGAUUGAACAUAUUUACGUGUGCUAGAACUAGGCUGUUCUCGGUUAAUAUUAGCAAGAGGUGGUCGGCGUCUCCUGUUUUUGUUCCUCUUACGAAUUCUAUCCUUGUCUAUAGGUUCCAGUGUAGUAGGACGUUUGAAGUGCUUGUUGGGUGGAAGCGUUGGCAAAGCAUCAGCAGGUGCUUCGUUAGUGUUCUCUUUAUUCACACUCGCUGUUGUAGUUUCUGGUUGUACUGUUAACUUAGAUGCUUCAGUGGGGUUUUUCGUUCGUUUCGACGUGCUGUAGUCAUCAUAUGCUUCUGUAGAAACUUUGUAAUAGUAAUCUUUGAGUUUGUGCUUACCGAUCGGUUCGAAGUCAUCCCCUAGAGGCCGCCUGCUUUGAGAUUCGACUUGAUUAUCGUAAUUCAAAGAGUUUUCAUAGCCUUUUUCGGCUUCGGUCACAAUGGCGUAUUCUUCGGGUAGAUCGGGCACAUAGGUCGUUGUAUGCUUGCUAAAACCGAAGUCGGGUGACAAUUGUUUUGUUACAGAUUCUUCUGUCGUUUUUAUAUUGCUGUCAUACGAAUGAGUCCAUGCCGACGGAGACGCUUGUGUGUAGACGUUUUCAGCUUCUGUAGUUUCUGUUACUUCGUAAGUGGGUCUAGAUAUCGGCGGGCUGACGUAAUGUUGCGCCGCCUGGUAGUUAUGAGCUGUAAUUGUGUCGUGAAUUUUCUGUUUCUUCUUCUGAUAAUUUAAAUUCUGGGAAGGUUGGUCAAAAUAAUUUGAUACUUGCGGACUCUGUUGCGUUGAGAAGCUGUAAUCAAAGAAGUUGCUAGCUAGUGUUGUAGUUUGUUGAGGGUUGUAAGUAGUCGCGGCGAUGUUAUUAUAGUCCUUCAAGUAAUGCUUAUUUGUGAAUGGGUCUUGAGGGCUAGCUUUAAACGAUCCUUUAUUUGCAUUAGGAUCAAUUUUGGGUGGCGUAGAAAGUUUCGUUGGUUGAGUUGGUAUAUUUUUUAUACCGUUGUAAUCGUUGAAUUGAAUUUGAUUGGCUGUGGUCUGGAACUUGGGCGUGGUAGUGGGGUGGUAAACAGCUGGUGUAGUUUGGAAGGUUGGAGUGAAGCUAAAUGAAUUGAAAAGGGUUUGCUUGGUAGGUUGCGGAGGUAAAUACGUAGUCUUGGUGUGUGGGAACCCUGGAUCCCUUCCCUUCACUGACUGCAGGCCAAAUGAACCGAAUGAACCUGAAACAAUUAUUUUAUUAAAAUAUCAUGAUGCCGACUUCAAUAUAAGGGUUUAGUUUCUUUUAUUUUUAUUUUAUAAAUAAAAAAAUAGAAACGACUCCAAAAACGAUCGAAAAUUAAAAAAUAAGAUUUGCUGAGUGAUAUUGGUUGACAACCUCCGUGGCCGAGUGGUUUGAACGCCGGGUUUCAUGGUGUUGCCGACUCGAG